Molecule: messenger RNA, 2535 nt
Organism: Brachypodium distachyon (stiff brome)
Lineage: Eukaryota; Viridiplantae; Streptophyta; Magnoliopsida; Poales; Poaceae
Exons: 6
Coding region: 1242-2225 (327 amino acids)
Biological process (GO): reciprocal meiotic recombination; meiotic cell cycle; meiotic sister chromatid cohesion
Source: RefSeq, a predicted model, not a curated record
UAAAAUCUCCCCAGCGUUUUGGCUGAAAGAGUAGCUAGUUUGAAUAGCAAGAAGGAAGGUCACUCCAUCGAUAGGGCUCUGUGUGCUCUGUUCUUAUUUCGAGCUGUGCCUGUGAGGUGUUUGUUGUUUUGUCUCGCUGUUCGUGUCCACUGAAAUCGAGUAUUCUUGUUGUGUCCACAGAUUGUGAGAUCGAGGGAGACUCUGGGACCUGACAGAAGCCCGGCCGUGGGCGUGGCUUCAGCCUGCGCCCCAAGAAGAGGGUCCGGCGGGCUGCUGCCAAGCCUGGGGUCCUCGAGGCUGCGGCGGCGCCGGCCGCCGUGGCCAAGGAAGAAGAGAGCGAGAAGCAGCAGCAGGAGGAAGAAGAGGAGCGCAAGGUGGUUGUGGCUGUCAAGGCGGACGCGGAGCAGAGGAGGAAGGUCAAGGCUCGCCGUGGCUGUCGCCUCAUUCAAGCGUCUCGAGGAGAUCCUGCCGGAGUGGAGGAAGACGAUAAGCCCGCCGGAGGAAGCAGAGGAGGAGGAGAGCAGCCAGGGCGACUCCAAGGUGGCGCUCAUGUCGGCGGUGAACAAAAGGACCCGGCCGGAGCCCGAGCCCGAGCCGGAGGAGAGCGGCCAAGACGAAGACGAAGACGAGCGCAAGGUCGUCGCCACCAAGACGGAGAAGAAGAAGACGGCCGCCGAUCGCCGUUGCCGUGCCACCACUCACCGCCGCAAGAAGAGCCGGCGGGCGAAGGAGGAGGAGGAGGAGGAGCCGGCGGCCGAGAGGAAGACGAAGAAGCCCGUCGCGGCGCCCAAGCCCAAGGGGGCCGCCAUGGCGGACCACCGGUGGACGGAGCAGCGUUACGCGUCGGCGUCGGCGUAGCUCCUCGCCGUCGCGCGCGCCAUGGGCGCCAGCGCGCGCAAGCCCGUGCAGCGCGGCGAGCUCCGGGCGGAGCUGCGCAAGCGCAUCGGCGACACGGGCCUCCUCUACCACCUCCUCAAGCACGCCACCGGCACCGUGCUCCCCGGCAGCAAUGGCGGCGGCGACCGGCUCCGCCGCCGCCACAACGCCGACGGCGCCAUGGAGUAUUGGCUCGAGCCGGCCGAGCUCCUGGUCCUGCGGCGGGAGGCUGGCGUCGCCGACCCCUACUGGGUGCCCCCGCCCGGCUGGAAGCCUGGGGACCCCGUGUCGCCGGACGCCUGCGCGCUGGCGGCCAAGAGGCAGGUGGAGGCGCUCGCCGCCGAGCUCGCCGGAGUAAAAAGCUGAUGAAGGCAAAUCAAGGCACACUGAGCACUGAAGUGAAAUCUGAGGCAGCCAAAGCCUACAUUUCUCAUAAGCCUUAUCAGGAGAACUACGAAUGUAUGAUGAAGGCCAAUGCCAAUCUGGAAAGGCAGAUUCUGUCCUUGGAGGAGAAGUAUGCGAGCGCGGCACGGUCGAAUGGCAAGCUGGAGCAGGAGGUGUUUUCCCUGAAGGAGAAGUAUGAGGCUGUGCUUGAGAAGAACACCAGGCUGGAGUCACAGAUGGCUGCUCUAUCCGCUUCUUUCCUGUCCCUCAAGGAAAACCUGCUCUUGCAGAAUGAUCAUGAACAGGAACACCUGCUCUUGCAGAAUGGUGAUGAACAGGAAGGCCUGCUCUUGCUGAAUGACAAUGGAGAUCAGCCGCAGCAGCUGCUACUGAUGGGACCAGAACAAGCACCAGGAGAUCAUCUGGAGUCUCGCGAAGCUGACAAGGAAGAGAGCAAUGGCGGCAGUGAGGCGCCAGAAGCUGCUGCCCUGGGCGCCGGCGAUGGCGCGGCCACCAACAGCGGCGGCGGCGGCGGCGGCGGGAAGAGGACGUCGAGGAAGUGCAGCGUGCGGAUCUGCCGGCCGCAGGGGGCGUUCCAGUGGCCGGACGCGCAGCCCUCGUCGCCGCUGACCCCCACGGCGGCGGCGGCCAUGGCCAUGGACGGCGGCGGCGGUCUCGCGCUCCCGCCCACGCCGCCGUCGGCGUCCUCCACCAACGCCGCCUCCGCCAAGCUCCUGCUCCUGCCGGCCCCUGCCUCGCCGCCAACGCCAUCGGCCGCCGGCACCGGAGACGUCGACCUCCAGGCAGCAGCAGCAGUGCAGCCUGACUCCAGCCAUGACCUGCAGCUCCGGCAGCCGUCGUCGUGGCCCUGCGGUGCCACCGCCGGGCUGCCGGAGUCGAAGAAGACGGCGCUGGAGGCCGGCGGCGUGGGCACCGAGCUGGCCCUGGCCCACCCCUCACACUGACUCCCGUCCCAAGUUUUUGCCUCUUCCCGUACCAUCCAUCACCAUUAACGACAGCGAUCGUAACAAGACAACACAGGAUAGAAGAAGAAGAAGAAGAAUAAGGAAAAUGAUAGAUUACGGCUAAUCCACCAGUCAGUUAAUUAGGCGUUUGCUUUCUCCAUUUACUACCGACUCUUUCAGACUUUUGAGGCCGGAGUUUCGUAGCCUGUUGCUCGUUAAUUGUUAAUCUCUCUGCAGAAAUCGCAGAAACUGGAGACCUAAUUUUGAUGUUUUAGUCCAUUAAAUCUUGUGAUUCUCCAUUGAUCUUUGU